Molecule: messenger RNA, 3112 nt
Organism: Acipenser ruthenus (sterlet)
Lineage: Eukaryota; Metazoa; Chordata; Actinopteri; Acipenseriformes; Acipenseridae
Product: ubiquitin-conjugating enzyme E2 G2-like
Exons: 6
Coding region: 190-687 (165 amino acids)
Cellular component (GO): endoplasmic reticulum; cytosol
Source: RefSeq, a predicted model, not a curated record
GGCACUGUGGUUCCCAUCAAGCAACAGAGGCCCUCUUGGAAACUCACCUUUUCUCGUUAUCACAAUAACCCGGAAAAGAUUAUAUGCGACUGCUGCGUUUGUACUGGUGUUAUCAUUAUUUACAAGCCGAUAUUGAAAUUGUUUCUUUUCGUUCUUCAGCCUUGUUAGUAUAUAAAGUUUGGUGGGGACAUGGCGGGGACAGCGCUGAAACGGCUCAUGGCGGAAUAUAAACAAUUGACAUUGAAUCCACCGGAGGGGAUUGUGGCAGGCCCUGUCAGUGAAGAGAAUUUCUUUGAAUGGGAGGCUUUUAUCAUGGGCCCGGAAGAUACCUGUUUCGAAGGAGGUGUUUUUCCAACAAUCCUGAGUUUUCCUUCGGACUACCCUCUUAGCCCUCCAAAGAUGAGAUUUACCUGUGAAAUGUUCCACCCGAACAUCUACCCAGACGGUCGAGUGUGUAUUUCCAUCCUUCAUGCCCCAGGUGAUGACCCGAUGGGAUACGAGAGCAGUGCUGAGAGAUGGAGUCCCGUUCAGAGUGUUGAGAAGAUACUCUUGUCAGUGGUCAGCAUGCUGGCAGAGCCAAACGAUGAGAGUGGUGCCAACGUGGAUGCGUCAAAGAUGUGGCGUGAAGAAAGAGACCAGUUUUUCAAAAUAGCUGAACAGAUUGUGAAGAAAUCCCUGGGACUUUAAUACCAGCGCGAGCAUCUUAACAUCAUAAUGGACCUCUCCUUCUUUUCUAUGUAAAGAGAAUAGUUUGGAGACUCGAAAUACAUAGCUGAGAACAGAAUCUCUCUUGCACUCUCUACUGAUAUCAUGCCACUAUUUCUUUUAAGUCUAGGACCUUUGCUCUGGUUACUACCAAUAGGGUCCACUUGUGAGAGUACGUACGCACAAUGUUAAUCCUCUGUAGAAUCAGGAAUCAUUAGUUAAUUCAACUUUUGUUAUUUUUUCUUACUGGUUAUUUCUGUUAACAGAUCUAUCGAUACCAAGAUUCCAAAGUGAAUCACCCCUAUUGUGAUAACUGUUGAGAUAUAUAGAUUUGUUUUAAUUUUAGGUCAAUUACUACGUGGUUAUCCAUAUUGUGGUGUUUCUCUACUGACGGCUCCAAUUUUUGUAUUGAAAGGGCACAUACAGCAUAAUUAGAGCAGGAUGAGACAAACUGCAUCUGCAGUGGAAAUGGUAUUUUUUGCAUGUAAAACAAGAACACAUAGCCCAUUUUGUUGUACAAAGCACCUCUUAGUAUUGCCUACAGUAUAUCUGACUGAUAAAUUACCUAUGUUUCUAUUGCAGUGAGUGCUGUGUGUAAGUUUAAUGACGCAAUGGUGGAUCCUUAUUCUAAAAUUAUAUAUAGUCCUCCAACUAGUGUUGUAUAAAGCAUUACAGGAAAAGAGACUGAAGUUUUUGUUUUAUAUACAUGGAUAACUUUCAAUUUAGAAAGUGUUUCUGUUAAUUGUGAAGUGCAAUCAGCCGUUUUUGUUUAUUUACAUAAAAGGUAUUGGGUUAUUUUUUUGCAUCAGACUAAAAGAACAAUCUUCCAAAUUGUUAAAAAUGAGCCAGAUUUUAAACUUUAUUUAAAUUGAAUAAUACUAAAUAUAGUAAUUGUAGUUUGACUUUAAAACAGAAAUAUAUCUUUCCUGAUUUCUGAAAGUUUUGGGGAUAAAAUUGAAUAAGAAGUAUGUUUAUCUCCUUGAUCCAGUUAUUAAUAUUGUAUGACACCACUAAUAGGAGAUCAUAGCCCAAAUCAUGUGUGGCAGUCCAAAUUUGAGGUCAGCUGUGUCUUACCACAAAAAUUGUGUGUUUGUGUGGUUUGGAACUUUUUGAUAUUAAUGUUAUGACCAAAGUUAUGGCUGCUGUGAAAACUGUUUGAGACGAUUUUAUGAAUAUCCUUUUGGAGGUCAUUGGUUCCUUCCCUUGUUGGGGUUAUCUUCAGUGUAAAUUUCAAACUGGGACAGACGCUUCCUGGUUUGGGGGUUGAUAGACCGUAUUCUGGAAGCAAAAGUUUAGGGCAACUAGUAAGUUGCUCUUGUGUUUGAGAAGAUGGGCACUGCCAGCAGAUACUGUGUGGCAAAAGAAAUACACGUGACAUUAAUUGCAGUUUUGCUUUGCUUUAGGGAGCAAAAUUGAACCCAAACCCAGUGGUAGUGCCCUGUCCAUGCAUGUCUUAUUAAUAUGAUUUGGAUUAAUUAGUAUUUUUGUUUAGAAUUACAAAUAUACUUUCAGAUUUCUCUGGCCAAUAUUUAUUGUUGUGCUUUUUCUUAACGUUUUAGUGUCACUUGCUUACAAAUAAGUGGUUGUUUUUUAUGGUGUUUAAACAAUACAUGCAUUUUAGUUCUGUAGAAAUAUUCUAGUAAAUUUAUGAACAUAAAAAUAAAUCAAAAUGAGGUUUUCUGUCAUUUAUGGCAAUGAUUCAUUUAGUAAUCCGAAACAGUUGUGUAGUAUCGAUGGAGAAGAAAAUACCAGGUGGAUGGAAACCUACGUCACUUAAUAGCUCACUAUACCGACCAUUUAAAGGGUUAUCAGCGGACUUUGGUUUAAAAAAGCAUUAAGUGGUAUAACAUACUUACCAAAAAACUCCCUAUCUUUAAUGGUGCUGGCUUACCAAUUUUCAGCCAGUUUCUUUAAACUGUAGCCCACAUCAUUCAUAUGUUAAAUUGCUACCAUGUUAGGCAAAUUGUGGAUUGUUAAUCCAUCACCUAUUUGCAGAAACAUUUUAGAAUGAGAAUUUAAAGUGGGAAACACUACACACUUAACAGCAUAUUGAUGCCCAACUUCUCAGGUCUUGUUUUUGUCCUGUCAUUUCAGUCCUGUCGGCUUAGGCUGCUCUACAAUCAUUUCUCAUACCAAGAUUCGUGUAGCUAAUAGAGUGGUUUAACAGCUGGUACAUAUUAUACAUAUGCUUCAUUUUCUCAGCAGUUGAUUUAAUUUUGAUAUAGACGGAAAGCAAAUGUUGUUGUGUAGGUUAUUGUUUGCGAUCGAACCCGGACCACUUCCAGGAAUAGAGUUGGGUCAGUGCAAAUUCAGUUAGUUUGGAUAUUUCAUGUAUUCACAUACAGCUAUACAAGUUUAAAAAAAAAAAAAAUUGAUUCAUGCCAAUUGCUAGAUUAAAAACCAUUAU